Molecule: messenger RNA, 8652 nt
Organism: Centropristis striata (black sea bass)
Lineage: Eukaryota; Metazoa; Chordata; Actinopteri; Perciformes; Serranidae
Gene: polr2a
Product: RNA polymerase II subunit A
Exons: 29
Coding region: 261-6161 (1966 amino acids)
Biological process (GO): transcription by RNA polymerase II
Cellular component (GO): RNA polymerase II, core complex
Molecular function (GO): DNA binding
Source: RefSeq, a predicted model, not a curated record
CAUGCUCAGAAGCGCUUAGAGCGCUCCGGAGUGUAGAUCAGGAAAAGGGAAGGGAACAGUCGGUAGCCAUCUUACUUAGGACCAAAACACAAAUAACUCGACUAUAAAGGCAACCGACAGCAGAGGUCCCUGGGAUAUCGCCUUCGGAGACUUUCCGGUCACCGUUGGCGGCCUGACCAGAGUCGUGGUGACAAUUUAAAGGCUGUUCCUGCUCACAAAGCGGCGUGCCGAGGAAGGACGCGUCUCUUUGAAUAGACAGGAUGCACGGACCGCCCUCCGGCGACAGCGCAUGCCCACUGCGCACCAUCAAGAGAGUUCAGUUCGGCAUCAUCAGCCCAGAUGAACUUAAACGGAUGUCCGUUACAGAAGGGGGAAUCAAGUACCCCGAAACAACAGAAGGAGGACGUCCUAAACUUGGUGGCCUUAUGGACCCAAGACAAGGGGUCAUAGAACGAAGUGGAAGAUGUCAGACAUGUGCAGGCAACAUGACAGAAUGCCCUGGCCACUUCGGGCACAUAGAAUUGGCAAAGCCAGUUUUCCAUGUCGGCUUCGUAACGAAGAUAAUGAAGGUUCUUCGAUGUGUCUGCUUCUUUUGCUCUAAGCUAUUAGUGGAUUCUAACAACCCAAAGAUCAAAGACAUCCUUAUAAAAUCUAAAGGACAGCCCAGGAAACGUCUCACACAUGUGUACGAGCUGUGCAAAGGAAAAAAUAUCUGUGAAGGAGGAGAGGAGAUGGACAACAAAUUUGGAAUGGAACAGCAGGAGACUGAGGAGGACAUAACCAAGGAGAAGGGCCACGGCGGCUGUGGGCGCUACCAGCCGGGCAUCAGGCGCUCCGGCUUGGAGCUCUACGCCGAGUGGAAGCACGUUAACGAGGAUUCACAGGAGAAGAAAAUCCUGCUGAGUCCCGAGCGCGUGCACGAGAUCUUCAAGCGCAUCUCCGAUGAAGAGGACGUCAUCUUGGGCAUGGACCCCAAGUUUGCCCGGCCAGAAUGGAUGAUUGUAACUGUGCUGCCUGUGCCUCCGCUGGCCGUCAGGCCCGCUGUCGUCAUGCAGGGCUCUGCUCGCAACCAGGAUGACUUGACACACAAGCUGGCUGACAUCGUCAAAAUCAACAACCAGCUGAGAAGGAACGAGCAGAGCGGCGCCGCAGCUCACGUCAUCGCUGAGGACGUCAAACUGCUCCAGUUUCACGUCGCCACCAUGGUGGACAAUGAACUGCCAGGCCUGCCAAGGGCAAUGCAAAAGUCUGGCCGUCCGCUCAAAUCCAUAAAACAGCGUCUAAAGGGGAAGGAGGGGCGAGUCCGAGGUAACCUGAUGGGGAAGCGUGUGGACUUCUCUGCCAGAACCGUCAUCACCCCCGACCCCAACCUGCAGAUCGACCAAGUGGGCGUGCCCCGAUCCAUCGCCGCCAACAUGACCUUCCCAGAAAUCGUCACACCCUUUAACAUCGACAGAUUACAAGAGCUGGUGCGAAGAGGCAACAGUCAGUACCCAGGAGCCAAAUACAUCAUCCGGGACAAUGGGGACAGAAUUGACCUGCGAUUCCACCCCAAACCAAGUGACCUUCACCUGCAGAUUGGCUACAAGGUGGAACGACACAUGUGUGACGGUGACAUCGUCAUCUUCAACAGACAGCCUACACUACAUAAAAUGUCCAUGAUGGGGCACAGGGUCCGCAUUCUGCCCUGGUCCACGUUUCGACUCAACCUCAGUGUCACCACCCCGUACAACGCUGACUUCGACGGGGAUGAGAUGAACCUCCACCUGCCUCAGUCCCUGGAGACGAGGGCGGAGAUCCAGGAGCUGGCCAUGGUGCCCCGUAUGAUCGUCACCCCCCAGUCCAACAGGCCCGUCAUGGGCAUCGUGCAGGACACACUCACAGCUGUCCGCAAGUUCACCAAAAGAGACGUCUUCUUAGAGAGGGGCGAAGUGAUGAACCUCCUCAUGUUCCUCUCCACCUGGGACGGCAAAGUGCCUCAGCCGGCCAUCCUCAAGCCCCGUCCUCUGUGGACAGGCAAGCAGAUCUUCAGCUUAAUCAUUCCCGGACACAUCAACGUGAUCCGCACACACAGCACUCACCCCGACGAUGAGGACAGCGGCCCUUACAAACACAUCUCCCCCGGAGACACAAAGGUCAUAGUGGAGAACGGGGAGCUGAUCAUGGGAAUCCUGUGUAAGAAAUCUCUGGGAACCUCAGCCGGCUCCCUGGUCCACAUCUCCUACCUGGAGAUGGGCCACGACAUCACCCGCCUCUUCUACUCCAACAUUCAGACGGUGGUCAACAACUGGCUGCUCAUCGAGGGUCAUUCCAUUGGUAUUGGUGACUCCAUUGCUGAUGCUAAGACCUACCUGGACAUCCAGAACACCAUCAAGAAAGCCAAACAGGAUGUGAUAGAAGUCAUCGAGAAAGCCCACAACAACGAGCUGGAGCCGACGCCCGGUAACACUCUGAGGCAGACCUUUGAGAACCAGGUGAACCGAAUCCUGAACGACGCUCGUGACAAAACGGGAUCCUCCGCCCAGAAGUCUCUGUCUGAGUACAACAACUUCAAGUCCAUGGUGGUGGCCGGCUCCAAAGGCUCCAAGAUUAACAUCUCACAGGUUAUUGCCGUGGUGGGGCAGCAGAACGUGGAGGGUAAACGAAUCCCCUUCGGCUUCAAACACCGCACGCUGCCUCACUUCAUCAAGGACGACUACGGUCCUGAGAGCAGAGGCUUCGUGGAGAACUCGUACCUGGCCGGACUGACUCCAACCGAGUUCUUCUUCCACGCCAUGGGAGGCAGAGAGGGUCUCAUCGACACAGCCGUCAAGACUGCUGAGACUGGUUACAUCCAGCGUCGUCUGAUCAAGUCCAUGGAGUCUGUGAUGGUGAAGUACGACGGCACGGUGCGUAACUCCAUCAACCAGGUGGUGCAGCUGCGUUACGGCGAGGAUGGCCUGGCGGGAGAGAACGUCGAGUUCCAGAACGUGGCAACGCUCAAACCAUCACACAAGGCCUUCGAAAAGAAGUUUAAGUUUGACUGCACCAAUGAGCGAGCGCUGAGGCGGACGCUGCAGGAAGACGUGGUGAAAGACGUGCUCACCAACGCACACGUGCAGAGCAGCUUGGAGAGGGAGUUUGAGAAGAUGAAGGAGGACAGGGAGGUCCUCCGAGCCAUCUUCCCCACUGGGGACAGUAAGGUGGUGCUGCCGUGCAACCUGGCCAGAAUGAUCUGGAACGCUCAGAAGAUCUUCCGCAUCAACACUCGGACUCCGACAGACCUCAACCCUCUCAGGGUGGUCGACGGUGUUCAUGACCUGAGUAAGAAGCUGGUGAUCGUGAACGGCGAGGACCCUCUGAGCAGACAGGCGCAGCAGAACGCCACUCUGCUCUUCAACAUCCACCUGCGCUCCACGCUCUGCUCCAAACGCAUGACCGAGGAGUUCCGCCUUUCCACCGAGGCGUUCGACUGGCUGCUGGGAGAGAUCGAGACCAAAUUUAAUCAGUCCAUUGCCCACCCAGGUGAAAUGGUCGGCGCUCUGGCUGCCCAGUCUCUGGGAGAGCCGGCCACCCAGAUGACCCUGAACACUUUCCAUUACGCCGGUGUGUCGGCCAAGAACGUAACGCUGGGUGUGCCUCGUCUGAAGGAGUUGAUCAACAUCUCCAAGAGGCCCAAAACGCCCUCGCUGACCGUCUUCCUGCUGGGUCAGGCAGCCCGAGACGCCGAGAGAGCCAAAGACAUCCUCUGUCGCCUGGAGCACACCACGCUGAGGAAGGUGACGGCGAACACGGCCAUCUACUACGACCCCAACCCCCAGAACACGGUGGUCCAGGAGGACCAGGAGUGGGUCAACGUCUACUAUGAGAUGCCCGACUUCGACGUGACGCGAAUCUCUCCGUGGCUGCUGCGCAUCGAGCUCGACCGCAAGCACAUGACCGACCGCAAGCUGACUAUGGAGCAGAUCGCAGAGAAGAUCAAUGCAGGUUUCGGAGACGACUUGAACUGUAUUUUCAAUGACGACAACGCUGAGAAGCUCGUGCUGCGAAUCAGAAUCAUGAACAGCGACGAGAACAAGUUCCAGGAGGAUGAGGAGGUGGUGGACAAAAUGGAUGAUGAUGUGUUCCUGAGGUGCAUCGAGUCCAACAUGCUGACAGACAUGACCCUGCAAGGCAUUGAGCAGAUCAGCAAGGUGUACAUGCACUUACCUCAGACUGACAACAAGAAGAAGAUCAUCAUCACAGAGGACGGUGAGUUCAAGGCCCUGCAGGAGUGGAUCCUGGAGACGGACGGCGUGAGCCUCAUGAGGGUCCUCAGCGAGAAGGACGUGGACCCCGUCAGGACCACCUCCAACGACAUCGUGGAGAUCUUCACGGUUUUGGGAAUCGAGGCGGUGCGGAAGGCUCUGGAGAGGGAGUUGUACCACGUCAUCUCCUUUGAUGGUUCCUACGUCAACUACCGUCACUUGGCUCUGCUCUGUGACACCAUGACCUGCCGCGGUCACCUGAUGGCCAUCACACGUCACGGCAUCAACCGUCAAGACACCGGGCCGCUCAUGAAGUGUUCCUUUGAGGAGACGGUGGAUGUGCUGAUGGAGGCGUCGUCACACGGUGAGAGCGACCCCAUGAAGGGGGUUUCUGAGAACAUCAUGCUGGGCCAGCUGGCCCCGGCCGGUACUGGAUGCUUCGACCUGCUGCUGGAUGCUGAGAAGUGUAAAUACGGCAUGGAGAUCCCCACAAACAUCCCCGGCAUCAGCGUGGCUGGACCCACUGGAAUGUUCUUUGGCACGGUGCCGAGCCCGAUGAGCGGCAUGUCUCCUGCCAUGACCCCCUGGAACACGGGAGCCACGCCGGCCUACGGCGCCUGGUCCCCCAGUGUCGGAAGCGGCAUGACCCCCGGAGCAGCAGGUUUCUCUCCCAGUGCAGCAUCAGAUGCAAGUGGCUUCUCUCCAGGCUACUCCCCCGCCUGGUCUCCCACUCCGGGCUCUCCUGGAUCUCCAGGACCUGCCAGCCCGUACAUCCCAUCUCCAGGUGGAGCCAUGUCCCCCAACUACUCCCCCACCUCCCCGGCCUACGAGCCUCGCUCCCCUGGAGGCUACACCCCUCAGAGCCCCGGCUACUCCCCGACGUCCCCCUCCUACUCCCCCACUUCUCCCUCUUACUCCCCCACCAGCCCCAACUACUCCCCCACCUCCCCCUCCUACUCCCCCACCUCGCCCAGUUACUCCCCGACCUCUCCGUCCUACUCGCCCACGUCUCCUUCUUACUCCCCGACGUCUCCCUCCUACUCCCCCACCUCCCCGUCCUACUCCCCCACCUCCCCAUCCUACUCCCCCACCUCCCCCAGCUACAGCCCCACGUCUCCGAGCUACAGCCCGACGUCGCCCAGCUAUUCCCCCACCUCCCCCUCUUACUCCCCCACCUCCCCCUCUUACUCUCCAACCUCCCCAUCCUACUCCCCCACCUCCCCAUCCUACUCCCCCACUUCCCCAUCCUACUCCCCGACCAGCCCGAGCUACUCCCCGACAUCGCCCAACUACACCCCCACCUCCCCGUCCUACUCCCCCACCUCCCCCUCCUACUCCCCGACAUCGCCCUCCUACUCCCCCACCUCCCCCAACUACACCCCGACGAGCCCCAACUACUCCCCCACCUCCCCCUCCUACUCCCCCACCUCUCCAUCCUACUCUCCCUCCAGUCCGCGCUACACCCCUCAGUCACCAACCUACACCCCCAGCUCCCCCUCAUACAGCCCCAGCUCCCCCUCAUACUCCCCCACCUCCCCCAAAUACACCCCCACCUCCCCCUCAUACAGCCCCAGCUCCCCAGAGUACACCCCCACCUCCCCCAAGUACUCCCCCACCUCGCCAAAGUACUCCCCGACGUCGCCCAAGUACUCUCCCACCUCCCCCACCUACUCCCCGACGACCCCGAAAUACAGCCCCACCUCCCCGACCUACUCCCCCACCUCCCCCACUUACACCCCCACCUCUCCCAAAUACUCCCCCACCUCACCCACCUACUCCCCGACCUCACCCAAGUACUCUCCCACGUCUCCCACGUACUCGCCAACUAGUCCGAAAGGCUCCACGUACAGCCCCACCUCCCCCGGCUACAGCCCCACCUCCCCCACCUACAGCCCGGCCAUCAGCCCCGACGACAGCGACGAGGAGAACAACUGAGGCGCGGAGGAGAAGGGGAGGCGGCUGAAGGAGACCCCUGUCACCUCAUGUGUGAACACCUGAAGGACAGCACCUUGAACCAGCUGGAGGUGGCGGCGCUUCUCGCCACCGGGGUCCCCAACCGAGUUUUCUCUGGGGGGAAAUCUCUCCUUUGGGACCUCUGUAACGCUCCAGUCUUGACCACCUGAGACCCCCCCACCCAACACCCUCCCUUUUACCACAAGAAAUUGUUAAAACUAUUAUGUGAAAGACUUGACUGCUCUGCCUGAAGGAAAGAAAAAAAAAAAAGGCUGCCUUUUGAAAUAGUUUUUUUAAUUUUCACACGGGGGUGCAAAAACUGCAAAUCCCAAGAGGGAAUGAAAAGGAGAGGAAGAUGUGGUGAACACGUAACAGGGGGGAGAAAACGUCCCUUUUUAACUUUAUAGCAUCCAGUCUCUCUCUCAUUCUCUAAAUGUUGGGUGUAUAGUUGUGGAAAUUUGCCAAAAGCCUUUUUUGAAAAGUGGAUUGUAUUCAUCACUAAAGCAUAAGCUCUAAAUAAAAUCACAGAGGUAUGGUUUUGUUUACUGCAUAUUUCACCAAGGUGUAUCUUGUCAGACAUUUUGCUGCUUUUGUAAAAGUCGCUGCCAGUUUUUGGGGCGUUUCGUGGCUCAAAAACGGAGCUUCAGCCGUUCGGUGUGUAUAAAAUGGUUGGCUCGGAUUGUCCAAAGAAGACAGAAAGAUGGAUGGUCGGCAGAAAUGCACAGGAGAUAGGAGAGAGAAACUGGGUUGCAGGGAAGAUAAUUCCACUCAUUUACUACAUAGGUGUAUGUACCCAUCGCCCUCCCCUCUUCCUCCUUCACACCCCAAAGACAAAACCUGAAAGAUGUCAUGAAAUACACCCACCAGCAUCCUCGACCCUCGACCAUUUUUUUUGGAGACUUGUGCAUCAAAAGCAAAAACUUUUUUCCAGAUAAUAUUCUUUCUUCUACACUGGGGAAAAAAAAAAUUAAAGAUUUAUAUGAAAAAAUAAAUAAAUAAUAGGAUGAUUAUUCUGUGUUUAAUUUUGAUUCUAGGAAGGAAAUGGGGCGCACGUCGUGGACGAGGGACGACUAGUUUGGCGUUGCUGCUUUUGUCAUUGUUUGCAUGAGUAGCACAUGUUAAUACAUUUUAAUCAAGCUUUAGGUUGUUUUGUUUUUUUUCUCAAAUCCCUCCCACUUCUCGCUAAUCUUCGUCCCAUUUCUGAUAGCUGACGUGUACACAGGUUUAUUUGGACUAUUCAAUUUAUUUAAGAAAUUUAACUAUUCUGUGUGAAUAUGAAUAGAGGAAAAUUAAGAUUUUUUUUUUUUUUUUUUUUUUUUUUGCUUUUCUCUUGUUUGCUUUGGUGACUUUGUAAACCUGUUUGCAGGAGGCUCAUGUUCAUAUACUGUGGAUGAAGGGGCAGGGGACGGAGGGGAGGGCUUGUUAUUUUUGCCCCCCCCGCCCCUCUCUAAUGUCCCGGACGGUUGCCAUGACAGCGACCGCUCUUUUCACUAACAUAUUUCAUGUUGUCACAAAGUCGACGACUCGCUCCGGUUAAAGGUAGAAUUGUCUUUUCCACUUUUUGGGGACAUUUGUCCUCCUUUUUUUGGCCUUUUUCUUUACAACGGCGUGUAACAGUUUAUUUUCUUUUAAACAGAGAUUGUCCAAAGAAACAGCACUUUUGGCCUCUUUGUUAAAAAAAAAAAACCAACAACCUUACCCACUACAUUAGUGUGAACUUUCUUUUUGAAUAUGGGUGCUCUGACAUGACUCGAUCUAGUUUGACUGUUUUAUAAGGAACCGUCUGUUCGUUGGAAACAUGUUUUCCUUUCCCUCCUCGUUCCAUUUGAAGCGGUUUCUAAUUUUUAUUUCUAUUUUUUUGGACUUGCUGGGUCUCCUCCCUCUUCCCUCUUCAUCCACAAGUUAUCCUCCAUUUCUCAAAUCAGUGUUUCUUUUUUUUCUACCAGUGUAUGUACCUGUGACGAGGGGAAUCAUGGGGAGGGGGGGAGGGCUGAGUUUGAUCCCACUGGGAGCCCUGAAGAAAUAAAACAGCCAGCAAUGUUUUGGAAAUGAAUUUGUGAAACAUUGCUUAAAAAAGACGGUGUUGAAUUGAAAGGACUGCAUCUUCUGGCCUUUUGAGAUGAAGCAGGUUUGGUCGUUGCACUUAGUAAUUAUUGUGGUGGACACAAGCCCCGGACAUUGUAAUAUUUUGUCCGCUAUGCUUGCAUCUAAUCCUGACGUCUUAACUGUGUGCUGUCCGCUCGAUUCAGGACGUCGGGGCUCCCAGGAUGUAUGAAUGUGUGUAUGCGUGUGUGGUUAAGUGCGUCCGAGGGCAAGACAGGGUUUCAAACUGAGGAAAGACUUCACGUGUCUGGGCAAAGGAAGGUUUGACUUGAAAUUGCCACUGUAUAGAAAUCAAUCCAUUAUCUCAUUCUCUGUAUCUUUGUUCUGUUUGUUUUUUGACUUAGAAAAAAUGAAUAAAAGUUUUACUACA